Molecule: messenger RNA, 4654 nt
Organism: Protobothrops mucrosquamatus (brown spotted pit viper)
Lineage: Eukaryota; Metazoa; Chordata; Lepidosauria; Squamata; Viperidae
Gene: CD109
Product: CD109 molecule
Exons: 33
Coding region: 127-4452 (1441 amino acids)
Cellular component (GO): extracellular region
Molecular function (GO): endopeptidase inhibitor activity
Source: RefSeq, a predicted model, not a curated record
UUUCGACGCAAGGAGCUGCUUUCACUUCCCGAAUUUUCCCGAUUAGCCCGAAAAGGCAGGGAGGCGCCGCGAGUGCAGCGGAGCACCGUUGUCUCCAGCUCGGCUGCGCGGUUCCCCAGAAGGAAGAUGCGGCUCUUACUGGAAGUUGUUCCCGCUACCCGGAGGAACUCUUGGCUGUUUCCCAUCCUCCCUGUCAUUUGGGGCUUCGUGAUUGCUUCCUCGUUUGUUAACGCUGGACCAACAUACCUGUUGGCAGUUCCUAAAAUGAUCCAGCCUGGAGCAAAUCUAACUAUCGGAGUUUGGCUCUUAAAGGAAAACCCUUCAAGCAUUAGAAUACAAGCGCAAGUACUCUUGGCAAAUAAAUCCAUAUUACAAGGAGAAGCAGUCUUUCAAAGAGAUUCCUUUGGGACACUAGUCCUUCCAUCUCUCCCAUUGGGCAGUACUGAUGCCAAUUAUGAGUUAUUAGUGAAUGGAUAUUCAAAAGGACAACUGCUGUUUUCUAAUCGAACGUCACUGUCAUUUGCAAGUAAAAGUUUUUCAGUCUUCAUCCAGACUGACAAGACAAUGUAUAAACCAGGACAAGAUGUGAAAAUACGGGUUGUUACUCUGCAUUCUGACCUCAAACCAUACAGUACCCCUGUAAAUAUAUACAUUCGGGAUCCUCAGCGAAAUUUGAUUCAGCAAUGGUUGACACAGAACGGAAAACUGGGCAAGAUCGUUAAGCAGUUCAAAUUAUCCAAAUAUCCUCCCUUGGGUGAUUGGUCUAUAGAAGUUCAAGUAAAUGAUCAAACCUAUUAUCAAUCAUUUGCUGUAGAGGAAUAUGUGUUACCAAAGUUUGAAGUCUCUUUAAUAACACCUAUGUAUUAUUCUAUGCAAAGUAGGUUGAAUGGCACUAUUACAGCAAAGUACGUAUAUGGAAAAUCAAUGAAAGGAAAGGUCACUAUUGAUUUCUUCUCAUUGUUCCAAACACAAAACAAAAAGAUAACUAAAAUAAUGGAGAUUAAUGGUUCUUUGAACUUUACACUGGAGAACUCAGAGAUAAAAGAUAUAAUUGUCAGAGAUGAGGAUAUAUUGCACUCAGCAUCUAUAGAAAUUACAGCUGUUGUUACAGAAUCUCUUACAGGAAUCUCCCAAAAUGCAAGUGCUACAGUAUUUCCACAGCCGUAUGAUUAUGCAUUAGAUUUUCUUGAGUAUUCAAGAUUCUUGAAGCCUUCUCUGAACUUCAUUGCUAUGUUGAAAGUAAGAAGAAAUGAUGAUCAUCCACUAACGUCUGAUGAAAAAAAGAAUAAUGUCACAAUCACGGUCACACAGUCCAAAAUUUCUUAUCAGAUAUUUGAGGAUGAUAAUGAAUCGCUGCAAAAGAACACAGUUUAUGAGCUAAGUUAUCCUGUUCCAGGGGAUGGGGUUAUUCAGAUGGAGCUUCCAGUUUCAGCUAAUACAACAGUUUUGCAUAUUAAGGCUGAAUUUCUGGAAAGUCAAGCUUCCAUAAAGAUAAGUGAUGUGUUCUACUCACCCAGUUUGACUUAUCUCCAGAUUAGAAAAACAAGCAAGGAUUUUAAAGUUGGGACACCUUUGGAACUCAGUGUUGAAAGCAGCAUGCCGUUGAAUGAGAUCAAUUAUAUGGUGAUGUCCAGAGGUCAGAUUGUGGAUGCAGGGAAAAAGAAGACCACAACAUUAAGUUUAACCCCAGAAAAUUCUUGGUAUCCUAUGGCUUGCAUAAUUGUCUUCUAUGUGCAUGAUAAUGGGGAAAUAAUAAAUGAUUUUCUACAUAUUCCUGUUCAGUGGACUUUUAAAAAUCAGAUUAAUAUGCAUUGGAGUAAAAAUAAAGCUGGGCCUGCUGAGAAUAUCACCCUCAAAAUCAAAGUGACAGAACCCCAAACCUCAGUUGGACUUUUAGUUAUUGACAAAAGUGUAAAUUUGUUGGGAAAAAGCAAUGAUAUCACAGAGGAUGCCAUACACCAUGAGCUAAGUUUAUAUGAUACAAAACCACAUUAUGGGGAAACUGGAAGUGCUGUCAGCGUCUUUCAGAACAACAAUCUCUGGAUAUUGACUGAUGCCAACCUUUCAGAACAUGAGGACUUUGAUUUACCAUUUUAUUAUUUCGAUUAUGAGCUGGCUAUCCUCCCUAUAUCCCAUGAAAAUAACCCAGCACUGCAUGAUGGUGAUGUCCAUGUGAGGAAGAAUUUUCCAGAGACUUGGCUUUGGCAGGAAAUAAUGACAAGGUCUACUGAAGCAACAAUAAAUGUUACUGUUCCUGAUACCAUUACAUCCUGGGUAGCCAGUGCAUUUAUAAUAUCUGAAAAUCUUGGAUUGGGUGUGAUUAAAAUACCCGUUGAGUUAGAAGUCUUCCAGCCUUUUUUUGUUUCCUUAAACCUUCCUCCUAGUGUCAUAAGAGGAGAACAAUUUAUAUUGGAAGUAAACAUCUUCAAUUAUUUGAAAAAAAGCACUGAGGUGACAGUAACCCUUGAUAUGAGUGAUAGUUUUGAAAUUUUUAUUAUCUCUAAUGCUAUAAAUGCCAUUGGAAACCAACAUUCUAUUUGGAUACCAAGUGAAGAUGGGAAGACUAUCUUCUUUCCGAUUAUGCCAAAGCAGAUUGGAGAAAUUCCCAUCAGAGUGACAGCAGUAUCACCCAUUGCUUCUGACGCUAUUCUCCAGAGACUAUUAGUGAAGGCUGAAGGAUUAGAACAAACUUACUCAGAGACAGUUCUUUUGGACUUAUCCAAAAGAACUAAUCUUACAGAAAUUUUGAAUUUCAAUUUCCCCUCUGAUGUAGUUCCUGGCAGUGAAAGAGUGCAAGUUACAGUUACUGGUGACCAGCUUAGUUCCUCUAUCACUGGUUUGGAAUCACUAGUCAAGAUGCCUUAUGGUUGUGGGGAACAAAACAUGAUUAACUUUGCACCUAAUAUUUAUAUUUUGGAUUAUUUGAGUAAAACGGGCAAGCUCCAAACCCUAUUUAAAUCAAAAGUCGUGUCAUAUAUGAGAGAAGGUUAUCAAAGAGAGCUUCUCUAUAAAAGAUUUGAUGGCUCUUUCAGUGCCUUUGGAAACAGUGAUCCCUCUGGGAGUACAUGGUUAUCAGCUUUUGUAUUAAGGAGUUUCAUUCAAGCACAACCAUACAUUGAUAUUGAUCCAUAUAUCCUGGAGAGAACAGCUGCUUGGAUCCUUGGUCAUCAGAAAUUCAAUGGAGAAUUUAAGGAACCUGGAAGAGUUCUACAUACUGAGCUUCAAGGAGGCACUAGCGAUUCUGUUUCGCGUACAGCUUAUAUCUUGACUGCUCUAUUAGAGUAUCAGUUCAAUGAGAAUGAUAAAUCUAUUAAAAAAGCACUGGGCUUUCUUGAAUUUCAUUUAAAUAACAUCGUAUCGGAUAAUCACACGCUGGCUCUUCUGACUUACGCUUUAUCACUUGCCAAAAGUACAGCAGCAAAGGGAGCUCUGGACAGACUGAACGAGAGGUCAGAACGACAAGGAGAACUAAGGUUCUGGGCAUCACCAUCUUCUGGACUCUCCAAUUCCUGGCAGCCACGUUCUGCAGAUAUUGAAGUUGCAGGUUAUGCCCUCUUGUCUCAUUUUAUUCAACAAAGACUGUUAGAGGGGAUUCCAAUUAUGAAAUGGCUAAGCAAGCAAAGAAAUCACCUGGGAGGUUAUUCUUCUACACAGGACACUAUAGUGGCUCUGCAGGCCUUGAGUACCUUUGCGACACUCACAGCUGAUUCUGUGACAGAAAUAGAUGUGACAGUGAAUACAUCCAUGGAAGAAAACCCAACUGUUUUCCAAAUUGAUCAUGAAAACCGCUUUGUUCUCAAGACCAAAGAGUUUCCAGCCACACAGCCUGUUACACUUACAAUUUCUGCAAGUGGCCGUGGUUUUGCUAUUUUUCAGCUCAAUGUUAUGUACAAUAUAAUACAUUCACAUACCAGCAAAAGACGUAGAUCUGCACAAAAUCAAGAAGCUUUUGACUUAGAUGUCUAUGUAAAGGAUGACAAAGAAGACAUAAACAGCUUAACUUUAAAUGUGUGUACCAGAUAUCUGGGCACUGGCUCAUCUUCAAGAACUGGCAUGGCUCUCAUGGAGAUUGGAUUACUGAGUGGCUUCUCUUUGUCACCCAAUUUUGUGUCAUUAGAUGACCCAGUGAAAAAAGUGGAAAAAGAUGAAGGCAAAAUCCAUUUAUAUCUGGACUCUUUAAACGAAACACAGGUUUGUGUGGCUAUUCCAGCUGUGAGAGACUUCAAAGUGGCAAAUACCCAGGAUGCUUCAGUGACCGUGAUGGAUUAUUAUGAACCCAGGAGAAGAACAGUGAAAAGCUACAACUCCCCGGUGAUGCAGAGUUUGUCAUCUUGUACUUUCUGUGAAGAUGAUGAAUGUAAUUUUUGUAAAACAGAUGGCUGUUUAUCAGUUUCUCUCUCUUUUGAAUUGUUAGUACUACUAGUGCUAUCAAUUUGCUAUGUAGUUGCCUGAUUUAAUAACUGGGUGACUGACAUUUAUUGCACUGCUGAGAAUACCAUUGAUUGUAUUUUCCUGCACAAGGAGAGUCUGGAUCCAGUAAAAAUUGACUUAUGGGUCUAAACUCUGAGCAAGAAUUUGCUCAAAUUAAAUAAGAGUAAGUUGCUCAGAAUGGAUAACUUCACAUUUGUACCAUUUUUGUUUUCAUUGGCAUCUU